UAAGUGUAUCUAAUAUUAUGCAUAUUAUUUCAAAAACUAUAGUUAGUAUUAACGGGAAUGUAAUAUUUUAAUAUUGAAUAUUUCUGACAUUGGAUUGUGUGUUGAGAUUUUUAUUAUUAUUAUUAUUUUGCAAAGAAGUCGAAGUUAAAAAGACAAUAAGAUACAUGUAUAACUGCAUAAGGUUUAGAAAAUCUGUGGAACAUUUUAAUACAUGAUAAAUUAUAAAUGAUGGAUUUAAGAUCAACUUUCGAAAAGGAUUCAACUGAAUUAGAUCAGAAAAAUGUGUUAAAUAACUCAAAAACGUUUAUGCAUGAACAUCCGAAAAUUGAAAACAUUCAAUGGAGCAUAGCGAACGAGCAUUUAAGGGCAUCUGGUAUUACGGAACAUUAUACAACAAUUAAAGACACGUUAAAUGAAGACAUCAGCCCCAGGGACUCUACUGAAAUUGGCGUCAGAACACUUGAUGCAAGCCAAGGGGCUGGAUAUCCGUAUGUGACAUUCAAUGGGAGUGAAGGUUUUCCUACCCGCAAUAAUGAUGCUACAUCUGAAUUAUAUUCAUAUGCAACCAAUCAUCCUGUCCUACACUGGCAAGAAAGAGAAGACGAAAACAGAUUAGGUCACUCAUAUCUAUCUCUAAGUGCAAACGGCCAUAACGAUCAGGAGAUAUCAGAAGAUCACAGUGGAAAAAGUAAUCAUUGUACAAAUAAUGGAGUUCGGUAUGAUAACAAUAAAACAAAUUUUAAGCCGGGUACAAGUCAAACUCCGAGUCAGUAUGAUAAUCAAAAAGAUACAUACCUGGUUUCUCGUCAGGAGAAGGCAAAGUUGAAGCAAAAGAAGCACAUGAACUUGUACGAUAUAGACUGGCAGAACAUUGGAAAUAAGCACCUUGCAUAUGGUGGUCAAAAUGGAAACAACCAUUCUAAUUACUCUCAACUUGGCAGUACCUAUGUUGAUAAAGAUGUUAGGAUUCCAGGAAGUGGAAAUCCGGCAUCGGCUAUACCAAAAGCAAGACAGUACCGUAAAAGGAAAACCACUAUCGUGAUUGUAAUCAUUCUGCUACUGCUAGUUGCUAUUGCUGCUGUGGUUGGUGUACUAUUGAUUACCAAGCAAACAGAAAACGUCUGUGACGACCGGGACGGAUGCCAUUCAAAAUGUCCAAAAUACCCAGAUGUUUCUAAUGGUCAUGUCAGUUCUACUGAAGAAGUUUAUCCUUCAUCAAUGGUUAAUAUAUCUUGCAAUGAAGGUUUCAGAAUUAAUAGAAAGGACAUGGCAGUAUGUUUGGACAGCGGGUCUUGGAGCCAUAUUGCUACAUGUGAACCAGUUGAUUGUGGAAAGUACCUGCCACCAGAUCAUGCGCUCAUAUUAGAAUCUGGACAAGAGACCACAUUCAACACUUCGGUAAGUGUAACAUGCGAUGCUGGGUUCCAACUUGUAGAGGAGAGCGACAGUUUUGUCUGGUGUACUGGAGACGGACAUUGGAGUGGAAAUCCUAAAUGCGAAAAUCUAGUUGAUUUAUCUAUAAAUCCAAGCUUCUUUCUGAUCGGCGAAACAGCCAAACUAACUUGUGAAUUUCGAAAAGCAUCUGACUGGAGGAAAGUUGUGUUCAGAAGAGCCAGUUGGAAUAAAGAUUCAGUCACAAUAGCAUCAAUAGAAAAUAACAUAGUUUCAUACAAACCGAAUACAGCUAAUGACAAUAUCGAGAUAAUAGAAAACAGUUUUACGCAUGAUUCGGGUAAAGUUAUCAUAACAUUUGAAACUGUCCAGUGUUCCGAUGCGUUUGAAAUACCUGGGGAUAUCAACUUCACAUGUGAAGUUCAAAUGGAUAAUUUGCAUGUCUUUCAUGCCGAAAGAUUGAUUAGAAUACAAGGUAAGCCCGAUGCUCCGAUGUUAACGAUGUCUCCGCACGUAGUCGAAGGAGAAGACACAACUAGAUCUCUGUUCGUAUGCGAGAUGCUUUUUGCAGAACCGAAUGGUAAAGUGAUUAUUGAAAGUGACUAUAGCGGUACAUACACCACAUUGCUAUCGUCUGUGAAUGGUGAAUACGAAACUGAUGCGGCUUGGAUUGAAGACAUAAAGACCACUCUGAAAAACUGUUGGUACAGGAUGGUAGUUAGUUUUGGCUUGAAAGCUGUUUCAAUGAAAUGGCAUCGGAAACAUAUUAGAUGCAUUGCACAAUCUUCUAAUAGUUCAGUUUAUCAUACAGUUUUCACAUCUGACAACGGCGUUGUCAAAGUUCUUCCAGAAAGAAUCUGUCAAGGUCAAGAUCUUGUCUUAUACCCAUAUAACUGUGGUAUGUAUGUUGAGUGUGAUAGUGAGGACGGUUAUAAUUCUGUGAUGGAUGUUAUUGCAUGUGCAAACGGCAACUGUUACAAUGUUAACAUCGGAGGAUGCAGCCAAUGUUCUGUUGAAAGUAGUUGUUCAGUUACAGACAUUUACUACAAAGACGGGGGCUCAAACGAAAUAGGGUCAGCAUUAACCAUCGUGUGCAUUGUUGAAGAUUUCAAAGAUCUUACGGAUAUAAAAAUUAGCAGAGGCAGUGGAGAGAUGGUGUCCUCAUUAAGCACAGGUGACAAUAUCAAGGGCAUUAGCACUGUUCCAGAGAUGAGUCACCGUAACAGCACCGGCGGCAUGCUUUCAGUACACAUAAGCUACCUUUUGUGUGAUGAUGAAGCUACAUACCGUUGUUUUCCGGAAGGAGGCGGACAAUAUUCGGAUGACGUCAUAUAUCUGAAUAUGAAUUGUUAAUCGUAAAACAUUAUCCCUAUUGUUUUCUACGGUUCAUUCUGUUUGCAAUUUCUCGAAUGUCAUAAUGAAGACUGUUUGCACGAAUUAAUAUUGAUGAAUAAUAACACGGUAUAUAAUGCAGUUUUUUUACCUUUUAUAAAAUUUAAGUGGAAUUACAUCAUUUAGAUAUUUGAAUGGACUCAUUGAUCAGUAAAGAUAAAAAAACAAAUAGGGUCUUCACACAACGGGAAUCGUUUUACUGCCGUCAACCGACCCUUGAAUUAGCCUGUAGCCAACUGGCGGCAAGUGAUUUUGCAGACAAAGAUCAGCCUGCAUAUCCGUGUAGACUGGUCAUGUACAACACUGUUCGCUAUUCAGUCAGUAAAUUUUCAGUAAACACAUCUUCGAAAAAUAAAUGGCAUUGCCCAAAUCGAUUGAUGAAAAUGGAUACGAAUAAAAGUCCAACAGGGAAAGUCACAUUUAAAGAAUGCAGAGGAAAAUACAGCACUCUACAUAGAGGUAUUGGUUUGUGUUACUGUAAACAUGUACAGAUUGGCCAAGCACAUGUGCAUAUGUACACAAAGUAAUGCAAUAAUAACACUGAGGAAACAAACAGGCAAUAUUUCGGGUCGACUUUCAUAUAUUUGACUCAUCUCAGCAAUGUGGUCUGCUAGUGUUGGGCGUUACGUUCAGUACAGAUUUUUCUUCUGUACAUCUACAUUAUUUGAUUAUUUGGAAUAUAAAACUUUGGAGUUCCGACUCUUCCGUUUAACUAAGAAGUGAAACCUGACUUAGUGGCCGCCUGUAUUGAGCAGUUAUUUGCCUUAUGUACCCAGUCAGAUGACUUCCUGAUUUGAGCUUUUGUUCUUAUUUCCAGCUGUCGAAAGCUGCAAGCUGUCUUAAGCAGUGACAUUAUGCUACGCAUUUGGCUGAAUGUAUACAAAUGUACAGAUAUCGGCGAACUUCUUUAGCGAAACUUUUUGUGAUAUGUGUAUCAUCAAUAUUGAAUACAUUUUACCCUAAUUGCUAUCAUAAACUAGUUAUAUAAAUCGAGGCCUAAAUGACAUGACACUCCAUAAGGAAGUGUUAUUUGAUAUUAGUAUUUAAAUAUAUACCGUCAGAACAAACAAAUCUAGCCUGGAGGGCUUAAAAAUGUCGCAGUAUAAUAGACCGUAGAUUGAUAUUUUCUCCAUGCAUAAUUUUCAAAAGCACUUCUUGAAUUCUAUCUCGAAAAUAAUGGCUCUGUUAUUCUCUGAUAGUAUGUUGAUUUACAAACGUAUUUGAAAUUAAACUUUUAUGAAUAUAAUCUCCAAUAAAUAUAAAGCCAUUAAUGUUAUCAAUGUUAUUCAUGCAGCUUGAAAGGAUUAUAUAAUGAUGUUAUUAACGUGUUUGUUUUGUAACUGAUAUGCU
This is a messenger RNA of Mercenaria mercenaria, 4134 nucleotides long. RefSeq lists its product as uncharacterized. Lineage: Eukaryota; Metazoa; Mollusca; Bivalvia; Venerida; Veneridae. The transcript is spliced from 7 exons. The coding region runs from base 226 to 2745 and encodes 839 amino acids. The record is from RefSeq and is a predicted model, not a curated record.